Messenger RNA from Strongylus vulgaris, 838 nucleotides. The record is from the annotation of a GenBank genome assembly. NCBI's taxonomy places the organism in Eukaryota, Metazoa, Nematoda, Chromadorea, Rhabditida, Strongylidae.
UACUCUUUUCUUUGAAAGGAUCGUUGUGUGUCGAAACGGCGCUGUAGCAGCUUGGCAUCCUGCUCCAGCUUUCCCAUACGAGCACUCGAGACCAGUGAGUCUGAAGAAAGACACAGAAGAGGAGACGCCAUUGUCUUUCGCUGUGAAACGAGCGAAUCGCUGGAAGAGCGGUCCUAAUCACUCUCAGCUGAAAGAUAUUUUUUAUACAAACAAACACGAGUGGUUUACGAGUUUGCUUAAUCUUUACUCAUUAUCAACCCUUUACCAAAAUUUAUUUGCUAUUUUAAUGAUGUUCUCAUGGUUCAGAACCAGGGAAGAGCGCCUUCGAACUAUGCGAUUAUCCUCUUCACUUUGUCGGUAUUUCAAAGUUGUAAAUCUUGGUAGAUUAUCAUAUACUAAAGGACUAGAAGAACAGAAAAAGAACUUCUUAUUAGCUGUAGAACACCCUCCUGUCUAUACUGUAGGUAUUCGUGAGAAGUUAUAUACGGAAGAAGAGGAACUUAAGUUAAAAGCUCUUGGCGCUGAUUUUUGUAGAACCUCGCGGGGCGGCUUGAUAACUUUUCAUGGACCAGGACAACUCGUAAUUUAUCCUAUUUUUAACCUCAAACAUAUAGCUCCGCGUCCACUAGGGGUGAAGAAGUAUGUCGAAAUGCUAGAACAAGUUGUCAUUGAUUGUGCUAGUAAAGAUUUCGACAUAUCAAAUGUAGGACGAACUCAACAUACAGGUGUUUGGGUUAAUGGAAACCGAAAGCUUGCUGCUUUGGGAAUAGCCGUAUCCCAUGGAGUCUCAUAUCAUGGCUUAGCAAUAAACUGCAAUACAGAUCUAACCUGGUUUGAU